Toxotes jaculatrix (banded archerfish) is the source of this 2573-nucleotide messenger RNA. It is a transcript of the gene mydgf, whose product is annotated as myeloid-derived growth factor. The record is from RefSeq and is a predicted model, not a curated record. The coding region runs from base 77 to 586 and encodes 169 amino acids. NCBI's taxonomy places the organism in Eukaryota, Metazoa, Chordata, Actinopteri, Toxotidae. The transcript has 6 exons. Gene Ontology annotation, biological process: positive regulation of angiogenesis; positive regulation of endothelial cell proliferation.
UCACAGUCGACGGGGCACCUAAUAAUCCGGGCUGGCACUCUCAGCGGUACACCAGCACACAUCAGAGCAGGAAGAGAUGGCGACUGAAAUUAACUUCUGUGUGGUGAACUUGGCGUUUCUGCUUGUGUUCUUGUCGGUCUCUGCAUUUGUCCCGGCUGAGGCUUCUCCUGAGCGGACGAAGACCGUGGAGUUCAACGUUAAACCGGGAGGAGUGAUGCACACUUUCACCGAGGGAAUUAGGGAGUAUGAAUGCUCAUUCACUUAUGCUUCACAAGGGGGAACCAAUGAGCAAUGGCUGAUGAGUGUGGGCCUGAGUGACGAUGACAGGCUGUUUUCCUGUUCUGUGUGGAGGCCUCAGGGGAAAUCGUACCUGUUUUUCACUCAGUUCAAAGCUGAACUGAAGGGAACCAAAAUCGAAUAUGCCAACGCAUAUUCGCAGGCUGAGGCAUCAGGACACCGUGACGUGCCUUUGAAGCCGGAGGAAUUUACCGUAGGAGACUCAACAGUGACCCACACCGAUGGAAAGUUCAGCGCUCAACUCUCCAAACUGACCGCCAUCGGACGGACACGACACGAUGAGCUGUAACUGGUCAGAAGUCUGACUGGCGUUGGUCAUGUUCUGACCAAUCAGAGCAUCUUGGUGAGCUCUGAGUCAGGCGUCUGUGUUUCAGCUCAGUAGUCAAUGAAGGAUGAAGGAUGGAUUUUUUCUGAGUUCUUUCCAAGUGACAACCAAAAUUUGAAGUGGGAUUGAUACUGAUAAUGACUUCACAGCACUUUGUGUGUCAGUACAUUAAAUACCUGGUAUUUUCUUACCUCACUGGAUUUAUGCUACUUUGGACAAAAAGAAACAGUGAAAAGCAUAAGUUGAGUAUCCUGAUUUCUUUUUCUUUUUUUUUUUUACAUAAUAUCCAGGUUAAAAUCCUGCCAUAAGAUAAAGUGCUUCCAGUGUUUCUUAGUUUCUGAAGCUCUGAGAUUUACAGAGAAUAAAUCUACCCUGAUCCACUGGGAACGUAUGUGAAUGUAUAGAGGAUUGGUGUCUGGGGGUUUGAAAAGUAUAGAUAACAUAUUUAGAGUAGGGAGGGAUUUAUCCAUCUUGUGUAAUCCUGAGAGGAAAGUGAGUAAUCCUCAAUAUCAUCAUCAAACACACAUAAACAAUUACAUUUUCCUCAAUCUCAUCCUGUUCUGAGCUGCAGUUGAGACGAAGCCUCUGUCUCUUUAUCUUCGUCUGUUCCAGAUAACUGAGAGCACCACAUUUGAUCCCCCUAAAUCACAAAUCACUGUUAUUUGUGAUAAGUAUUUGUUUUCUGCUUGUUUUUGGCCACUUGCAAUACAGCAGAUAGCAGCUUUUUCAUAUGGUUAUAUAUACGGUUUACACUGAGGAUCAUGCUUUUGAACACACUGAAUCACAUUUUAGGUCAAUCCUCCAACAAUAUAAACAUAGCUUAAUUAUAAACACCCUCCAGUUAGAAAAUAUAAGAAGGAAUUGAGCCUCCCAAGUCCUGAAAGAUGAUUUUUUUUUUAUCUUGAGCAGACAAGAUAACGAAUUGAGCAUAGUUCAUAAACACCAGAAAGUCUUAUUGAUCGACAUGUCAGAUCAAAAACUCUAACUGUGCAAGAACCAAGAAAUCAGGCACACUGUUGAUCACUAAUACUCAUUUUACAAUGUUUUGAUCCUUGGAUCUUUAUCAGGCGAUAUGUAAAAUUUACAUGAAGAUCUCAGAACCUAAAAGUCAUAAAUAAAGUGAGGACAAGAGAUCAACAGUGUGUCUGAUUUCCUGCUUCUUGCACAUGAGAGAGAAAUACCUCUGUAAAGAGAAAUAACUUGUUCAAUUUAAUUACAAAUACCAUCAUUCUUUUUACACACCUGUAGCUGGCAAUGCAGCAGAGGCCAUAAAAUCCCUCAUUUCUCUUAUUUUUAAUGUACUUCUUUCUAAUUUUAGGUUAUUUUAGUCAAUCUUCAGUUACGUCAUGGAAAAUGGAACGAAAAAGCUGAAACUGUGUGUGUGUGUGUGUGUGUGUGCACACUGAGAUUUGGCUCUUGAACCCUUUGCUUUCAUCCUUCAGUGUCACAUGUGUGGAUCAGCGAGGAUAUUGUGCAUCUUUCAGAAGUACAUCAUUAUUAUAGGUCCCUCUCCUCGCCCUGCUCUUGAGUAGCGAGCACAAUUGCCUUUAUCUUCCUUACACUGAUCCAGCCAUCUUAGAUCUACACAAGAGUCCAGAGGAUGAGUUCAAGGGAUUGAUUUUAUAUAUGGGGAUUGUGUUGAUUUGAUUCUGUGGUGAGAUUACUUUCCAAGGGUUCAUACCUUGUUUGGUCUUGGUUUGGUUUCUCUCGUCUGUCUAGAGGUGAUCCUCUGGCGUUGAGGAAAUGCUCAGCAGGGAUGUUUGCGUGUCCCUUUUGUCAUCAUUGAGGCUCCCUCUGAGGUCACAACAGGAAAUAUCCACGUCCAGAUCCUGACCCAGAAUAGAGAUGUUACUUAUUGGGUAGAUGUUUUCUUUUUCUAUUUCUUGAUUGUUCUGAUACAUGAUGAAAUGCGAUGGAUGUUUCAAUAAAGACAUGUUGUCACUGUUCUGGA